UUGAGGGCCUUGGGGCGUACUCCUGAAGCCGCUGCCUCUCUUUCUACGCUGCUGCGUGCUGUGCUGUUGACUCUGCUCGACUGGCUGAUCUUGGUACCUGCUGACUGGUGUAGUUCCUGCCAAAAGGUUCGGAAGGGUGCCGUCUACUGGGUUUGCAAGGGGGAAGGGACGGUGCGGUGACAGCAGCGGCCGGGGACUUGCUCUAAAACCCAGACAAGAGCGAGCUAAGCUCAGAGAGGAGGGAGAGCGAGAGAGAACCGGAAACAGGAGGCAAACAUGGGUGCCUGUCUCGCCUGUGCGGCGUGCCAGACAUGCGUCAGUGUCGCCAGCAUCUGCUGCAGUUGCUUGGGAUGCUGCACGAACAGCGGGGGCGGCGAUGGCGCCAACGCUCCUCUGGUGGGCCGCGUGAGGGCGCUCACCAUCAUGCUCAUCUCCGUGGUUCUUGCGGUGGCGGGGCAAUACUGGUGGUACCAGUUAUUCGACGGCUUCGACUGGUGGAACGACGGUUGUGACGACGAGGCCUACUCGGAAGAGUUCACGGACGUGUGCAUCGGAAACACCGCCGUCUACCGGGUCAGCUUCGUGGAUGCGGUGUUCUUCGCGUUGAUGGCCCUGUGCGCGUGCUGCUCUCCGGUGUUCAACCACGGCUUCUGGGGUUUCAAGUUCAUGCUGUGGGCGGUGCUGAUGAUCGCGACGCUGUUCAUCACGAACGACGUUUUCGACACGAGCGGUUACGUGUGGGUGGCGAGGAUAGGCGCCUUCAUCUUCACGAUAAUGCAGCAGAUUGUCCUCAUCGACCUGGCCUACAGGAUCAACGAUGGUCUGGUGGAGAAGGCGAGCGAGCACGGCGACGACAGCGAGGAGGCCAAGCCAUACCUUUGCGCCCUGCUGACGGCCAGCGGGGUGCUCUACACCGGCUCGCUCUGUGCCAUCGGCGCCAUGUUCCACUACUUCCAGGGGUGCGCCGAGAACGAGCUCGUGAUGUCGCUGACCCUGAUUCUCGCGGUGGCGAUUACCGCUCUCCAGCUGCUGGGGGGCGAGGGAAACCUGCUCGCCUCGGCGGUGGUGACCUCUUACGCCACGUUCCUCUGCUUCUCGGCCGUUUCGAAAACGCCAACCUCUUCCUGCAACCCCUUCGUCGGGGAGAGCAACACCACGGUCGUGCUCAUCGGCAUCGCGCUCACUGUGCUGUCGCUCUUCUGGGUAACGCUGAAUGCUGCCAGAACCGUGACCGCCUUGCUAGGUGGCCAGGCAAACGAGGUCGAAGAGGCCCCGGGCCCGGUUCAAGCGCCAGGCGGAGACGGAGGUGGGCCGCUCGAGUCUGGCGGCGGUGACAAGACCAGGCCGUUCGUGCAAGGAGCCGUUACCGCCCAAGACCAGGACGUGGGCGCUGGGGCUUCGCCGAGACCUGCCACCCCGGCGUCUGCCGGAACUCCUUCCGCCGCCCAGAGCGACGGUGGAUUGGGCUGGAGGUUCAACGUUGUGAUGGUGCUGAUCUCCAUGUUCUUCGGAAUGAUGCUGACGAACUGGGGGGACAUCAACGAGGACGGCGAGUCGAGCGACCCCAAAAACGGAUGGACGGCGAUGUGGCUCACCACCACGGGCCAAUGGGUCUGCUACAUCAUCUACGCGUGGACUCUGGUCGCACCUCUCGUGUUCCCCGACCGGGACUUCUCGUAAAACAAAUUCGAAAAAGAAAUUCCCAGUGAGAAAACUUGCCGGGAUAUGUGGACUCUCGUAGGCUAAAUACAUGGGAUUUCCGGGCGGGGGUUGGCGUGGCGGGUUCGGGCUGUUGAGCGAGGACGGCGGCUCUGCUGAGCCACAGUUUCCAGGAAAAGCUUGUGUCGUUGAGGUUGUUCAGGGUGGCUGGUUGAUCAUGGUUCGGGACAGUUGAAGACAAGCGCUGGACAAUCCAUGUUUUCUUACAAGUUCUUGUACGUUUGAUGUAGACAUGAACUGGCCGAAACUCCGGCGCACCGUGUUUGGAUUGGGUUUGAGUUGGGAGAGGGUAGGCCUCGUUGUAUACCCUCACCAUGCAGAUGACUCUUGUACAUAAGUGGUUAGUUUGGACGCUGUUAGCCGCACAGAGCUCCUCAACGAGAGAAGCGAAGGUGGGGGGCAAGGCGGUUGUGCCUUGGCAUAAAAUGAGUGGACAGCGUUUUCUUUUUUUUCAAUUGUGCGGGGUGGGGGGGGGAAGCGUAGAUUGUAUCCUGAUACUCGAGAGUGUUUUUCUCGCGAGUCUAUGGUUUUCGCGUACUCGGGGGUUUCCUC
Messenger RNA from Ectocarpus siliculosus, 2271 nucleotides. The record is from the annotation of a GenBank genome assembly. Lineage: Eukaryota; Phaeophyceae; Ectocarpales; Ectocarpaceae.